Molecule: messenger RNA, 2802 nt
Organism: Portunus trituberculatus (swimming crab)
Lineage: Eukaryota; Metazoa; Arthropoda; Malacostraca; Decapoda; Portunidae
Product: fibroin heavy chain-like
Exons: 6
Coding region: 1-2802 (933 amino acids)
Source: RefSeq, a predicted model, not a curated record
AUGGGUAGGAGGACUUGUCUCCUGCUGGUGGUGGUGGCGGUGGUGUCAGUGACUGGAGUUCUUUCUGCCGCGCUCCAUCACGCCAAUGAGGACGACACUGAAGCCGAGCAUCUCUUGAGACAAAAGCGAGAGGCCCAUCGCAGUGCCGUUGCCAUUGCUAGCAUUGGUGGAAGCGGCGGAUGUUCCACCUGCGGCAGUAGUGGCAGUGGAGGAUAUGGCAGAGGAAGCAGCUUUGGAGGUGGAGGCUUUGGAGGAGGUGGAGGCUUCGGAGGACUUGGAGGCUUUGGAGGAGGCUUUGGAGGUCACAAUGGUGGAGGCUGUUCAGGGGGACUCUGUGGUGGAGGAGGAAACUACGGCGGAGACAGCUGUGGAAGUGGUGAAUGCGGUGGAGGCUGUGGAAGUGGAGGCUGUAGUCGCAGCGGCGGCAGCGGAUUCGGCGGUGCGUGGAGCAGUGCCUCAUCCUUUAGCAGCUCAGGAUACAGGGGACGCCGCUCUCCACAGUCUGAACCAGCGGCGGGCGAGGGACAGCCAUCGCAGGAGGAUGUGUCAGUGGAAGAGGAAGUCGGCGGCAGGACGGUGCGUGAGGCCAAGAGAAGAAUACCUAUCGGCUCAGGCUCUUGGAGUGGGUCCGCCUCGAUCAGCGGCUCUGGAUCAGGCUCUUCUGAAUCAGGAUCUGGUUCUAUUAGCGGAUCAUGGGGCGGGUCAGGAAGCGGAUCAGGGAGUGGCUCGGCAUCAGGGAGUGGAUCGUGGGGUGGAUCAGGCAGUGGAUCCGCCAGUGGUUCAAUAUCAGGGAGUGGAUCAGGAUCAGGGUCUGGCUCAGGCUCAGGCUCCAUUAGUGGGUCGUGGGGCGGGUCAGGUGGUGGAUCAGGCAGCGGGUCGGUAUCAGGCAGUGGAUCGUGGGGUGGAUCUGGCUCAGAAUCCUCAAGCCAGCCCGGUGUGGUGUAUAGUAUAAUCGAUAUCUUCCCAAGCAUUAAUCAGGGUGCAUCCUCGGCCCUGCACGGUAGUCGACACACGCCUGAUCUCUCACGCCACACGCCGCUGUCCUGUUCUGAUCCACUUAUCGCUUUGCGUGAAGCAGCUAUGCACAGGUGUGCUGUGCUGCUGCUGCUGCUGGCGGCGACGGCGGUGCUGGCCGAGGUCCACCGCCACCAGCGAAGUCUAGGCCACCAUGACUAUGUUGGCCACGACCAUACUGACCACGAUCAAGCAGCUUCUUCCCGUGUAAGAAGACACGGCGUUCACGGCAAUCACAACCACGGUCACAACCAUGGCGGCGGCUCGCUCACUAACAAACCAGGUGUUGGUGGCGACAACCCAGGUGGAAAUUUCGGCGGCGGCUCGCUCACCAACAAGCCUGGCGUCGGCGGCAACUUUGGCGGCAAUCCAGGCGGAAACUUCGGGGGCGGCUCGCUCACCAAUAAGCCCGGGGUCGGCGGCAACCAAGGCGGAAACCUCGGCGGCGGCUCGCUCACCAAUAAGCCUGGCGUCGGCGGCAACCUCGGUGGCAACCAAGGCGGAAACUUCGGCGGCGGUUCACUCACUAAUAAGCCUGGAGUCGGAUUCAGGCAAAUUCAUCGGCGGGCAGCCAGAGGAGCGGCAGCGGUAGCUAAGGAAGAAGCCAGCCUGUCGCGAGCCACCAGGGAGGCGAGUCGGAAGCCGUGCCUCCUGUGUAACCUUGGCAGCGGCGGCGGCGGCGGCGGCGGAAGUGGCAGCGGUUCCUGGAGCGGUUCAUUCAGCGUCAGUGGUUCUAAAGGGUCCGGGUCCGGUUCCAUUAGUGGUUCACUCGGUGGCUCUAAGGGGUCAGGAGGAUCAGGGUCCGUCAGUGGCUCCUUCGGUGGCUCUAAGGGCUCAGGCUCAGGCUCAGCGAGUGGAUCUUUUAGUGGAUCGGGCUCCGGCUCAGGCUCAGGAUCAGGAUCAGCGAGUGGAUCGUUCAGUGGAUCGGGCUCUGGCUCAGGCUCAGGCUCAGGAUCCAUCAGCGGUUCAUUUGGAGUGGUGGAUCAGGUGGUGGAUCAGGUGGAGGUUUUGGUGGUGGUGGUGGAUCAGGAGGUGGAGGCUUUGGUGGAGGUGGUUCAGGAGGUGGAGGCUUCGGAGGUGGUGGAUCGUCAGGCGGUGGAUCUGGAGGCGGAUUCGGUGGUGGUGGUGGAUCAGGAGGUGGAUCAGGAGGCUUCGGAGGUGGUGGAUCCGGAGGUGGAUUCGGUGGUGGAGGUGGAUCUGGAGGCGGCUUCGGAGGUGGCUCAGGAGGCGGUGGAUCAGGAAGCGGUGGCGGCUUCGGAGGUGGAUCGGGAGGCGGCGGCGGCUUCGGAGGUGGAUCGGGAGGUGGCGGCGGCUUCGGAGGUGGAUCAGGAGGCGGCGGCAGGAGGCGGCGGCGGCUUUGGCGGUGGAUCAGGAGGCGGCGGCGGCUUUGGCGGUGGAUCAGGAGGCGGCAGCGGCUUUGGAGGUGGAUCAGGAGGCGGUGGCGGCUUUGGCGGCGGAGGUGGAGGAGGCGGCGGCUUUAGUGGAGGCGGAGGAAGCGGAGGUCGGGGUUGCCUGACCAACAAACCCGGAGUGUUGUGUCCUGGGGGAGGAGUGCAGGUCGGGGGCAGUGGGGGUGGCUAUGGUGGAGGUGACGGAGGCGCGUGGGCCACAGGGGGCGCCUAUACCUCUGACGGUAGCGGCGUAAAGGGCCUGCGAGUGAACCUGCUCAUAAGACUGGUGUGGCAGCAAGAGCAUCGCUUCUCUGCUCACCCCUCCGCUCCUCAGCAAGCGGAGAAUGGUCAUGGCGAUGCACAAUGCAAGGCCAUCAGGCGCACACAAGUUAUUUAA